UUUUGCAGUCGCCCGGCUCUGACUUGUUUGAUGGGUCGUGUGUAGGAUAGUGUGAGCUCGUGUGCUGGUGUGUGCAUGUGUCAACUGUGCUUUUGGUCAUUUAGUUAACCGUCAGCCGUCGCACCGAACGUCUGCCUGCCUCGUUCCGUUUCAUCUGCAGUCGUUUCCCCGUUUUUGCCGCACGUAUUCAUAUACCGAGAAUAACUAUGCUAUCCCCUUUAUAUUGUACCAAUGUGGAUUACUUAUCCCGAGGAGAUUUAAUCAAAUCCUCCAGAUUUCUCGAACACCCGAUAGCUAAUGCACCAUUGCUCCGCCCCGGCCCAUCCCCGGCCACUCCGCGAAGUAAUAUGGGUGAGCUGCUCAUUCGGGAAUCACGCAGGGAUUCCUCAUCCCAAAACAGUGAACAGGAUAGUCCACUGCGGAGAACAAGGAUGGACAGUCCUUCAUCGGAAAGCAUGGAUAGUAUAGCGGAAAGCUGUCAUGUUAACAGCCGGAAAAAGCGACGUGGGGUCAUCGAAAAAAAACGUCGCGAUCGCAUAAACAACAGUCUAGCUGAGCUGCGCCGGCUUGUUCCAUCCGCUUUCGAAAAGCAGGGUUCAACUAAACUCGAGAAGGCUGAAAUACUACAGAUGACAGUUGAUCAUUUGAAAUCAAUACAUACCAAAGGUAUAAAUUGUGAUCCCAAUUCCAUGGAUCCCCAUACAGCCGGUUUCCAGGAAUGUAUCGGAGAGGUCGGCCGGUAUCUGCAAAACUUGUCCGGUCCGGAAAUGCCUAAUCCUGAUCCGAUAAAAAAUCGCCUCAUGUCUCAUCUUCACUGCUACAUUGCUCAGCGGGAAUCUUACAAAACACAACACUCACAACCUGCGGCAUGUUGGCCCCCUUCCUACCCGACCGGCCCCACCGGUCUCAUUCCGCCCCCAGCGCCUCCCGGCCUGACCUCCCAGUCGCUGUUUACUCCUCCGGAUCCCCAUAUUAACGCUGCUGCAGCGUCCAUGGUCACAUCCGGCAUGGCCAGCUACUCGUCCGCUCAGCCAACGUAUACGCCGACAUCCUUUGCAGCCGUUGCGCCUUCCUUCUCCACACAAAAUUUCUCCCAGUAUUCAGCAUUUUCCGGAAUGCAGUCCUAUAUGAAUUCGGCAGCAUCCUCGACAGCUGGCUAUUUGAAAAACUGGAAAGCGGAGCCGGUAUAUGGAAUGUAGGAGAACGCGUCCAUUUCAGUUCCGUCCAAUUUCGGUGGAUAUUCCGUUCUAAGUCAAUUGUGUACAGAAUUUUUCGUUUGGCUGUUGGAAUUUUUGUUUUUCUCCGUUAGGAUUUGACGAAGUCAACUGUGUUGUUGUUGCGAAAUGUUGAUCAGGUGAAAGCUUAGUUUUUAAUCGGAAUUACGAGCGUAAUAUGUAUGAUACGGAAAUGCUGGUUUCGUGUCUUUUGAAUUACGACUGAAUAUAUUUCAGCGAUUUUGUUCUUUGCAGUUUUGUUUUGAACUUAAUCGUAGUCAGUGUUGUGUCGGUGAACUUUGUAGAUUUUUGUACGACAUUGAUCAACAUGAUAAAAU
This is a messenger RNA of Paramacrobiotus metropolitanus, 1552 nucleotides long. RefSeq names its product hairy/enhancer-of-split related with YRPW motif protein 1-like. Gene Ontology annotation, biological process: regulation of transcription by RNA polymerase II; anterior/posterior pattern specification; regulation of neurogenesis. Gene Ontology annotation, molecular function: DNA-binding transcription factor activity, RNA polymerase II-specific; protein dimerization activity; RNA polymerase II cis-regulatory region sequence-specific DNA binding. Gene Ontology annotation, cellular component: nucleus. Bases 207 to 1199 code for a protein of 330 amino acids. The record is from RefSeq and is a predicted model, not a curated record. NCBI's taxonomy places the organism in Eukaryota, Metazoa, Tardigrada, Eutardigrada, Parachela, Macrobiotidae. The transcript is spliced from 5 exons.